UCUGACCACAAGAAACAUAGAUAUGUUCUUUUUGGACUGAUUGACAAACAGGCAGCCAAUCAGCGUUUACUGAGCCACACACAGGCAGCCAAUCAGCGUUUGCUGAUCAACGUGCAGCCAAAUAUCCCGCCCACGGCGCUUAGUAUGAGAUGGAGAGAGGAGUGUUGCUGAAUGACAAACAUUACCGUUUAAUGUGUAUUAUCACUGGUGUUACUGUGUUUUGCCUCUAUUCAGUUCUACAAGUGAAGACGAGCAUCAGACCAUCAGGAAUAAGUGAAAUCUGAAAGACAGAGUUUAUUGAAGGACAGUGAGAAGAUGAGUGAUCCAGAACCCUGCAUAAUUAAAGAGGAAGAGGAACCCUGCAGAAUUAAAGAGGAAGAGGAACCCUGCAGAAUUAAAGAGGAAGAGGAAGCCUGCAGAACUAAAGAGGAAGAGGAACCCUGCAGAACUAAAGAGGAAGAGGAACCCUGUAGAACUAAAGAGGAAGAGGAACCCUGUAGAAUUAAAGAGGAAGAGGAAGUCUGUAGAAUUAAAGAGGAAGAGACUGAAGAACUAACAGACUUUAUUGAAGAGGAUGAGGAGAAUGAAGAUGUUAAAUUUGUACAAGCUGAGAAAAUCCCUCAUUUAUUGACUGAAGGUAUUAUUUUAAAGAAAGGAGACAAGAAAAGUUUCACCUGCACUGAGUGUGGAAAGAGUUUGACAUCCAAACAGGUUCUAAAGCGUCACAUGAGGAUUCACACUGGAGAGAAACCAUUCACAUGUACUCAGUGUGGGAAGAGUUUCAGUCAAUCAUCAUCUCUUAAAUCACACAUGCUGAUCCACACUGGAGAGAAAACACACACAUGUGAUCAAUGCGGCAAAACAUUUUUGAUUCCUUCACACCUGGAGAUCCAUCUUAGAGUUCACACUAAAGAGAAACCGUAUUCAUGCUCUGAGUGUGGAAAGAGUUUUACACAGCAGUCAAAUUUCAAACUGCAUCAGAAGACCCACAUUGGAGUGAGAGAGUACAUGUGCUUUGAGUGUGAGAAGACUUUUGUUAGAGCUGAUUAUUUGAAACAGCACCAGAAGACUCACACUGGAGAGAAACCGUACACAUGUGAUCAGUGUCUGAAGAGUUUCACACACUUGUCAUAUCUUAAGAGACACAUGAAAAUCCACACUGGAGAAAAGAAGUACACAUGGCAUCAAUGCAGCAAAAUGUUUUCUCAUGUGUAACUGGGGAAAGUAAAUCCAUCUUGAGUAUUUGCUUCUUUUAUCAAUAGUUUCAUGUUCAUCUCUUUUAAUUAUUACUUCAUUUACUCAAUAGGUCACGCUGAAGUUUAAUUUCAGCCAGCCUGCCUCAGCGCUUUCGGUGAACUGUCUUUUCAUUAUAAAAUUGGCACAUUUACAGGUGCAGUAAGUGAUUGUCUUCACUAGUUGUGCUGGUUGAAAGUCUCUUCACAUUCCAAUAAUAAUGAUUAAAGUCAUGAUCUAAUUUUUUUUAUGUCUUUCUAGACUAGAAAAGGCUCAUCCAAUUAAAUAAUCUCAAGCCGAUCAUUUUGAUAAGUAGCCCAAACUGUCACCUCUGUUCAUGCAUAAAAACAAAUGCUAAUUCAAAACUUUUUAAAAUCCUGAAUCAAUAUUGGAGUUGGAUGGAAAACACCGAUGUGAAAGAUUAGAAAGUAAACUAUUCUUAUCAAUAGUUUCCUUUUCUUUUUUUUUGGUGCUCAUCUCUCUCCAUGAGUAUCACAUUUACCCAAUAGGUCAGAAUACAAAUGUACAUUUAACUUAUUUAAGCAGAGUGACAAAUUAAAAUGUUUAAAAUUAAAACACUUUUUCAGUGGUUACAUUUAUUAAAUUUGUUGCCAUAAGGAAACCACACAUCUCUGGAUCACCUAUCACGUGUUCAGGUUGGCCUAGGCUAAAUACGAGCAGAUAUUAACAUUUAUUACUGAAAUAUUAAGUCAGUCACUGCAUUCAAAUAUUUUAAUAUUUGCCCCCAUCAUUUGUGCAGCUAUAUCAGAC
Danio aesculapii is the source of this 2004-nucleotide messenger RNA. RefSeq names its product gastrula zinc finger protein XlCGF7.1-like. The record is from RefSeq and is a predicted model, not a curated record. The transcript has 3 exons. Gene Ontology annotation, cellular component: nucleus. Bases 316 to 1215 code for a protein of 299 amino acids. NCBI's taxonomy places the organism in Eukaryota, Metazoa, Chordata, Actinopteri, Cypriniformes, Danionidae.